Messenger RNA from Penicillium brevicompactum, 1434 nucleotides. Its product is annotated as serine/threonine protein kinase CDC7. Bases 1 to 1434 code for a protein of 477 amino acids. The transcript is spliced from 4 exons. Gene Ontology annotation, cellular component: nucleus. Gene Ontology annotation, molecular function: ATP binding; protein serine/threonine kinase activity. NCBI's taxonomy places the organism in Eukaryota, Fungi, Ascomycota, Eurotiomycetes, Eurotiales, Aspergillaceae. Gene Ontology annotation, biological process: protein phosphorylation; mitotic DNA damage checkpoint signaling. The record is from RefSeq and is a predicted model, not a curated record.
AUGUCGACUCGAUACGCCGCCCCAGGCGUGUUCGAGUUGCAGCGCAGCAACUCAUAUCGAGAAGCAAAGGCAUUGCAAACAAAAUUUGCGCGGGAUGAAGAAGAUACCAUACAGUCCAGAGGCGGGACGCCCCGCGAGAGUGAAUACGAGGAAGAAGUGGAUGAAUCGGUCCGAGAGGACAUGGCAAAGCUCGAGGACACAUUCCCAGGAAUCUCAGAUCGGUUUCGUCUAGUCAAUCGGAUUGGAGAAGGCACUUUUUCUACUGUCUACAAAGCGGAGGAUCUUCAUUACGAUCAAUACAACAAUGACUGGGAUAUCUUUUCACGCGCACAGCAAGACAACUAUGUCAGCCCUCCUUCGAAACGGAGGCGUGUGGAAGGCGCGCCAGCAGACCGCAAGAAGCCUCGAUUCGUCGCAUUAAAGAAAAUCUACGUCACAAGUAGCCCGCUGCGAAUCCAGAACGAGCUCGAACUGUUGCAUGAUCUUCGAGGCUGCGGGUCUGUUUGCCCACUCAUCACGGCCUUCCGAUACCAAGAUCAAGUGGUUGCCGUAUUGCCCUACUUCCCACACACAGACUUUCGCAUUCAAUACCGCACGUUCAUGGUUGCAGACAUGCGCCAUUACCUACGAUCUCUACUGACCGCGCUGAAAUCGGUACACGAGCACGAGAUUCUCCAUCGUGAUAUCAAGCCAACCAACUUCCUCUACAAUCCAGAUCUCAAGGAAGGCGUCUUGGUUGACUUUGGACUCGCUGAGCGUGAAGGAUCUGAAUACUCGGGCAGUCCAUGCCUAUGUACCCACCAGAGCUAUGUUCGCCGAGGCCGGAUAUUGUCCAGCUACUACUCCAAAAACCCACCACCCGCGGGCGUCUCAGCCGGAUACCCCAAGAACGACUCACGGCCCUCGCGACGUGCGAAUCGUGCAGGAACUCGAGGGUUCCGAGCCCCAGAGGUUCUUCUGAAAUGCACCUCACAGACAACCAAGAUUGACAUGUGGUCAGUGGGUGUCAUUUUGCUGACCUUGCUGGGACGCCGGUUCCCCUUCUUCAACUCCGCAGACGACAUCGACGCAAUGAUUGAGAUAUCCAGUAUUUUCGGUAUCCGGCGCAUGAAGACCGCCGCGGCCAUGCAUGGUCAGAUCUUCGAAACCAAUAUUCCAACAAUUGGAGAGAAGGGUUACGGCUGGGAGAAGCUAGUCAAAUGGUCCAGCUGUGUGGAAGAUUUGACCGAAAGCGAGCAACAAGCAACGCGUCUUCUGGCCGGUUUAAUGGAACUGGACCCCUCCAAGCGACUCAGCGCAACAGACGCUCUACAGCAUGAAUUCUUCACUGCCCCCGUUCAUCAUGAUGUCGAGUGGGGUGGCAACCCAGAAGAAAGCGCAGACUCGGCGGAAGAGGAAGAGGAAGACGAGGCAGAUGAAGUUGCCAUGCUAUGA